This is a messenger RNA of Juglans regia (Persian walnut), 660 nucleotides long. RefSeq lists its product as uncharacterized. The transcript has a single exon. Lineage: Eukaryota; Viridiplantae; Streptophyta; Magnoliopsida; Fagales; Juglandaceae. The record is from RefSeq and is a predicted model, not a curated record. Gene Ontology annotation, molecular function: RNA-DNA hybrid ribonuclease activity; nucleic acid binding. The coding region runs from base 1 to 660 and encodes 219 amino acids.
AUGGAGGAUCAGACUGCAGUGGCCCUUACAACCAAGCAGCUUUGGCACAUGAGAAAUAAAUGGGUUUUCGAGUCUCAGUUCCUUUCCCCCCAACAAGUUACCAAGCAAGUUUCCACAAGCUUACCAGAGCUUCACAUGCUUAAGGGGGUCCAAGAAAAAAAGGUAUCUCUGGCCUCAUCCCCAUCUCAGUGGUGCAAACCUUUCUUCAAUCACUACAAAAUCAACUGGGAUGCAGCCAUCCAUAAAGUUCAUUGCAGGGUAGGUACAGGAGUGGUCAUUAGGGACUGGAAUGUUUGUGUCACUACCACCUUAAGAUCCACCUGUGCCUCCUUCCUUGACCCUUUGCUAGGGGAAGCCAUUGCAGCACUGAGAGCAGUUAAAUUCUGUGCUGAACUAGGCCUGAGAACUAUCAUCCUUGAAGGAGACUCAUUGAACGUGGUGAAUGCCAUCAAUGGACAGGAGGAAAGUUGGAGUUUAGUUGGUCUUCUCAUCUUGGAUAUCAAGAAGCUAUUGAAACAAGUAGGAGUAUGGCAAGUUAAACAUGUUCCUCGACAGACCAAUGCAGUGGCUCACUGCUUGGCCAAGAGUUCACUAGACCUCCCUGAGAAGUCUAUUCAUGUAGAGGAUUAUCCUCAUUGUAUUCACAACCUCCUUGGUUGA